CAUGGAUUGACCGAAGAUGAUGUCUACAAAGGAUUUUAUUUCAGGAAAGGCACGAUAAUCGUUGCAAACAUCUGGAAUAUGCUACAUGACCCUGAAGUCUUUCCUGAUCCUAUGGUAUUCAACCCAGAGCGUUAUGAUGGAGAUGAUUCUGAGAUGCGCAAAGUCGUCAACCUCACAUUCGGAUUUGGACGGAGGUCGUUCCCCGGACUUCAUCUUAUCGGAGGAACAACCUUCGCAAUUGUGGCAACCAUGCUGGCAAGAUGCGAUAUCGUUCCUGCAAAAGAU
Molecule: messenger RNA, 285 nt
Organism: Laetiporus sulphureus 93-53
Lineage: Eukaryota; Fungi; Basidiomycota; Agaricomycetes; Polyporales; Laetiporaceae
Product: cytochrome P450
Exons: 2
Molecular function (GO): oxidoreductase activity, acting on paired donors, with incorporation or reduction of molecular oxygen; iron ion binding; heme binding
Source: RefSeq, a predicted model, not a curated record